GAGGAAGCAGGAGCUUGUUGUCAGAGUGGGGACGAACUUGGGUCGCCUUGGUUCGCAGAGCGGUCCGCCUUACUCUUAGGUAACGCCGCUAUGCUGCCGUCGAUGCUGUAGAGUCGCCGUUAGCCUUUAGGCAACGAACUCUUGCCGCCAAGGAAUACUCGAAGCUCAUGAUAGAGAAAGAAAAAAAGAGGAAGCGAGACGGUGCCAUGCCAUGGUCAUGAGGCGGAGCACAGGCUGUGUGUCUAACACUGCCACCUCAGUUUCCCAGACGGCUCACCCUGGGAAUGACCAGACGGCCACGUUGGGGGCUAGUCAGCCCAAGAAUCAGCCCGGGUGAACAAGCCACCCUUGGGUCCUGUGGCAGAGCCGAAAGUUGAAGAUGUCAAGCCGCAUUGGAAAUGUCAGGGUGGCAAAAUGACGAAGAAGGCCUGGAGAAAGGGGGCAGUGGCAUCGGUGCUUCUUUAUGUUCUGAAAUAUCCAAUAUUUGUUGAACUCAGCGUCAUCUUACUCACGGAAGCCCACAAGCGGGGUUGCGUUGUUGGAAUUCCAGAGAGGUUGGACUCGCCAACCUGCAGAAACAUCCCCUCGAGUUCGACCAUUCUUCAUAACCAACGGGUCUCUUCAUCUCAGCAAGAAUGCGCCGUUAGACAACGAUUGGCAAAACUCAGUCAACCUUGGGUGACGGCGCCGGCUGUGCGCGCAGCAUCAGCCACAAGCGCAAAGAAUACGAGAUCUUGCAUUGUCCCAUUGCGAAAGGUUGAGACGAUGGAUAGAAGGGCAUUCGACGGUUUAUGCCUACGGACACGGAGCACGGGGUGGCAGCCAGCUCUCUCCACAUCACCUACGAGCCCCGGGAGCCGUGUGAGACUGGCUGGUUGGAGAAGCCUACGGAGUACGGGGCAUGGAGUACGGAACUCGAUUCUUCGCAGUGUGGGAGUGGGCGUUCUGCUACCUGGGAAUGCUGCGCUGCCCCGCUCACACAUUGCUUUUCCCUCUGUGCCCCCCAGCAUGCCUUGCAGAAAGACUCGCAGUCACCAGUAUCACAUCGCACGGGAGGCGUGAUCUACCGUCAAUCCGGCCUGCGUGAGCAAACAAGUUCGCAGAUGAGCUACAUCACUGCAUUCAGCCAUGAAGGUUCU
Messenger RNA from Colletotrichum acutatum, 1139 nucleotides. RefSeq lists its product as uncharacterized. NCBI's taxonomy places the organism in Eukaryota, Fungi, Ascomycota, Sordariomycetes, Glomerellales, Glomerellaceae. The coding region runs from base 415 to 1062 and encodes 215 amino acids. The transcript is spliced from 5 exons. The record is from RefSeq and is a predicted model, not a curated record.